Lathyrus oleraceus (garden pea) is the source of this 837-nucleotide messenger RNA. RefSeq lists its product as uncharacterized. NCBI's taxonomy places the organism in Eukaryota, Viridiplantae, Streptophyta, Magnoliopsida, Fabales, Fabaceae. The record is from RefSeq and is a predicted model, not a curated record. The transcript has 2 exons. The coding region runs from base 1 to 837 and encodes 278 amino acids.
AUGCCUUUGAUGGCUAUUAUUGAUACCGAUGCGACGCAUUCUUUUAUUUAUUUGGAUUGUGCUAAGAAAUUGAAUCUUGAAUUAUCUGUUAUGCGUGGAAGCAUGGUUAUUGAUACUCCGGCUAUGGGUUCAGUCACUACUUCAUCUAUUUGUUUGAAAUGUUCGUUGAAUAUUUGUGAUAAAGAUUUUGAAGUUGAUUUAGUGUGUCUUCCACUGAGUCAACUUGAUGUUAUUUUGGGAAUGGAGUGGUUGAGGACCAACCAUGUCUAUAUCAAUUGUUUUGUGAAAGCUGUUAUUUUUCUUGAGCCAGAGAAGGAAGGUGAUUUAUUCUUAUCUACUCAACAAGUGAAUGAAUCUGUGCGAGAUGGUGCUAAAGUCUUUAUGUUGGUGGCAAGUUUGAAGCUUAGUGAAAAUGGAACAAUGGGUGAAUUUCCAAUUGUUCAUGAUUUUCCUGAAGUGUUUCCUGAUGAGGUUAGCGAUUUGCCGCCUGAACGUGAAGUUGAGUUCAUGAUUGAUUUGAUUCCUGGUACUAGUCCGGUAUCGAUGGCUCCGUAUUGGAUGUCACCAUCUGAGUUGAAAGAGUUAAAGAGUCAACUAGAGGAUUUGCUUGAUAAGAGGUUUAUUUGUCUGAGUGUCUCACCGUGGGAUAAGUUUGUUGUUGCAUUUAUCGAUGAUAUUUUGAUCUAUUCGAAGAGUGAAGAGGAUCAUGCUGAGCAUUUGAGGAUUGUUUUAUCUGUAUUGAAAGAGAAGCAGUUGUUUGCUAAACUUUCGAAGUGCGAGUUUUGGUUGAAGGAAGUGAAUUUCCUUGGCCAUGUGAUCUCUAGUGGUGGUAUUUAG